This is a messenger RNA of Emiliania huxleyi CCMP1516, 1149 nucleotides long. RefSeq lists its product as hypothetical. The transcript has 2 exons. NCBI's taxonomy places the organism in Eukaryota, Haptophyta, Isochrysidales, Noelaerhabdaceae. The coding region runs from base 1 to 1149 and encodes 382 amino acids. The record is from RefSeq and is a predicted model, not a curated record.
AUGUCGCGCUCCCCUCGCGCCGCACGCACCGAGGACGACGCCCCGCCCACGGACUGGCUGGCCGAGCUGCCGCCGGAGCUGCACCUCCGCAUCCUCGAGGGCGUCGACGACUUCUCCGACUGCGCCGCCGUCAGCCUCGCGUCGCCGCGCCUCGGCCUCCUCGCCCUGCGCAGCGGCCUGGCGCGUUUCAAGGACCCGCUCUUCGCCGUGGCGAUGCGGCUGCUGCUCAGUCAGCGCUUCGUCGGUGCUUUCGGCGUGGUGACGCUCAGUGAUGACACCCUUCGCAGAUACGCCGCUGACCGCCGCGCCAGCGCCAACCACUUCCCGUGGCUUGCGAGGGUGAGCCCAGCGCUCCGCCUCUCGUCGGAAGUGGAGGGCGCUGGAGAGCGCCCUAUCGAGGUCUGGAGGCUGCGGCGCGGUGAGAAUGGCGCGAAGCUGCGGGUGCGCUUCUUGCGGAGCGGCCAGGUGAAGCACUACGAGGGCGAGCGAGGAGCGGAGCGGCUGGUGCGCGUGGAGUUUCCCAAUGGCACCGUGCAGUACUUCGAGGGCGAGCGAGGUGCGGAGCGGAUGGUGCGCGUGGAGUUUCCAGACGGCGAGGUGCAGCACUACGAGGGCGAGCAAGACGCAGAGCGGGUGGUGCGCGCGGUGUUUGCCAGCGGCAGCGUGCAGCACUACGAGGGCGACAAAGGUGUGGAGCGGAUGGUGCGCACGGAGUUUCCCAGCGGCACCGUGCGGUUCUACGAGGGCGAGCAAGACGCAGAGCGGGUGGUGCGCAUGGCUGCCAACGGCACCGUGCAGUUCUACGAGGGCGAGCGAGGUGCGGAGCGGAAGGUGCGCAUGGAGUUUCCCAACGGCCAGAUGAAGCACUACGAGGGCGAGCGAGGUGCGGAGCGGAUGGUGCGCAAAGAGUUUCCCAGCUGCCAGGUGCAGUACUACGAGGGCGACAAAGGUGCGGAGCGGAUGGUGCGCGCGGUGUUUUCCGACGGCAGAGUGCACCACUUCGAGGGUGAGCGAGGUGCGGAGCGGAAGGUGCGCACGGAGCUUGCCAACGGCGGCGUGCUGCACUACGUGGGCGAGCGAGGUGCGGAGCGGCUGACCGAGAAACUUUCAAAGGUUGAAACUAGCGCGAGUGGAACGCGCGCCCCCUAG